CAGACCCCUCCUCGAAGCUGCAUGGUCCUACGUAACUGCCCGGCGUGGUCAGGUAUUCAAAGUUGAGGCCCCUCAAUCACUCGAUCCAUCAGCCCAUAGGUUUAGUAGGUAGCAGUUUCCUCGCUCGAUUCGUCUGCCCAUUCUCAUUCAAUUCUUUCUCAUUUCUCAAAUUCAAUUUCUCUCAAAGGAACUAACCAAGUAAAACUACCUCGACAACAAAGCGAUUCAAAUUUGACACAUCUCGUGAUUCAACAUCCAUUGCAUCUUCCUUGACUCUCGUAAAUAUUCUCCCACACCUUCUUACCUACAAACCUCGGAUUAGGCAAGCAAAUACACCUCCCUAUCUUACGAACACGUCUCCAAUUCCUCAAUCCUUAAUCUUCAAUCAUGGCACACAAGACUUCUGCAGUGGCCGAUGAGCCCAUUGAAGUUCUCUUCGUUCUUCAGCCUAAGUUCAACUUAUUGGACUUUGCUGGUCCUCUUGAAAUCCUCGACACAGUCCGUCAUGAUAAGAAUGAUGACAGCACCAAAGCUUUCGAUUACACAAUCGCUGCAGCCGAACCCAAGGUUAUUUCAGAACAAGGAGUCAUCGUUGGUGCCCAAAUCACAUACAAGGAGGCACAUGAACGUCUCAACGACUUUGAUGUCCUCAUCGUCGUGGGCGGCAAUAGCGACGCCGUCCUGAAGGAGAAAUCCGAACCCUUACCUACCAUUGAAGCUUUUGCCGAGCUUCAGAGAACUGAUUACACACGAGAACGCACACUCAUGUCAAUCUGCACCGGCUCCCUCUUCCUGGCCGAGGCCGGCAUCUUAGCGGGCUUGUCCGCCACCACCCACCCCGAUUACAUGACCAAGUUUGAGAUUAUCUGCAGUAAUGCAGCUCAACGUGACCUGCAAGAAAGAACCGACGUUGUAGAAGACUCUAGAUAUGUCGUCAACAACCUUCGCUUCGACCUUGGAGAUGAGGAUGAGAACCCCUACAUUCGUCGAAAGUCGGAUGCUGGAAGACGCCCCUCUGCCGCACGGAAGGGAAGCAUCUCAUUCAAGGGAUCGAAUGGACGCCGUGAGUCUAUCGCCCGCCGCGCCGCAAUGCGUCUUGGGGGGCUUCGGGUGAUUACGAGUGGGGGAGUGUCUGCUGGCCUAGAUGCAACCUUGUAUCUGGUCAGCAUCCUGGUCGACGAAGACGCUGCGAACGAGGUGGCACGAUCCGUUCAACACGAGUGGAUCAAGGGUACUGUUGUUGAUGGUCUUGACGUCUAGACGGAUAUCAAGGGCUGCUACGCACUAAAUGAAAUCAAUAGGGGUGGAUGUGUUGAAAUCUUGCUCAUGUAUCGAAAGACUCUCCCAUCAUAAGACCGAAAUGGUCCACAGUACCUGAAUUUAAAUGAAAGUAAAACAGUUAAAAUAAAUGCCUCUCGGUGCCAUUUAAUUGAGAUGUGGUUUCAUGAAAAUUAAAAUCUGACGUACAACAUGCGAGCAACUUCCCAUUACUGAACC
Molecule: messenger RNA, 1497 nt
Organism: Hypoxylon trugodes
Lineage: Eukaryota; Fungi; Ascomycota; Sordariomycetes; Xylariales; Hypoxylaceae
Product: class I glutamine amidotransferase-like protein
Exons: 3
Coding region: 388-1260 (290 amino acids)
Source: RefSeq, a predicted model, not a curated record